AUUACCCGGUCUCAGCACUUAUUCUCCAUUGCUACAGGUAUUGAUCCUCGCUCACUGACCCUUCAAAAUUCAGACGAGUUCUACCUGUUUAUGGACAUGCGGGCCGAGUUCAAAUGGCUGUCAUAUCAAAUGACUUCGAAGCGCUGGGUGCUGGCAACAGAGGAGUACAACCGUCGUCUCACACAGACAGCUGGCCGGUCGGUCAUUCAGAAGAACCCACAAGCCCUCCUACGUGCACUGGGUGACAUCGAG
Messenger RNA from Suillus discolor, 252 nucleotides. RefSeq lists its product as uncharacterized. The annotation marks the transcript as partial. The record is from RefSeq and is a predicted model, not a curated record. The transcript has a single exon. Lineage: Eukaryota; Fungi; Basidiomycota; Agaricomycetes; Boletales; Suillaceae.